This is a messenger RNA of Impatiens glandulifera, 1711 nucleotides long. RefSeq names its product sulfoquinovosyl transferase SQD2-like. The transcript has 11 exons. Gene Ontology annotation, biological process: sulfolipid biosynthetic process; glycolipid biosynthetic process. Gene Ontology annotation, cellular component: chloroplast envelope. Gene Ontology annotation, molecular function: UDP-sulfoquinovose:DAG sulfoquinovosyltransferase activity. The record is from RefSeq and is a predicted model, not a curated record. The coding region runs from base 91 to 1623 and encodes 510 amino acids. NCBI's taxonomy places the organism in Eukaryota, Viridiplantae, Streptophyta, Magnoliopsida, Ericales, Balsaminaceae.
UCACUAGCUACACUCUAAAUAUUUCUCAACUUUCUCUCAGUUCACUCAAAUAGGUUUAAAUUUCAGAUCACAUUGCCAAUUCGAAUCGAAAUGCCCACUUCAUCCUUCUCGAUAUAUCCCACUCUCUUCCCUGUCUCCUCUGCAUCUUCUUCAUCACCAUCGUUUAAACCAGUACUAAUCCUUACUAGAGUAUCACCUCCCUAUUCUUUAGGAGCAAAACCCGUUUGCUGUCUUUCCAUAAAACCCAAUUCUUUACAGUCGUUAAUGCCUAGGAAUCGGAGGUUGACUCAGAGAUUUCCGGCUACAGCCAGCAAUUUGACAACUACCAAAUUGGGAGAUGAAGAUGAUGAAAACCCUACUUCACUUGAAUCCGACAUCAAUUCAAGGCCUCGUCGUAUAGUUCUAUUCGUUGAACCGUCUCCCUUUGCUUAUGUGUCUGGAUAUAAAAACCGGUUCCAGAAUUUCAUCAAAUAUUUAAGGGAGAUGGGAGAUGAGGUUAUGGUAGUGACUACACACAAAGGAGUGCCAAAGGAGUUCCACGGAGCAAAAUUGAUCGGGUCGUUAAGUUUCCCUUGUCCUUGGUAUCAGAAGGUACCAUUAUCGUUAGCACUAAGUCCUAGAAUUAUAUUGGAGGUUGCCAAAUUUAAACCUGACAUAAUCCAUGCAUCAUCUCCCGGUAUUAUGGUGUUUGGCGCUCUGAUUAUCGCAAAACUACUUUGUGUUCCACUAGUGAUGUCAUAUCACACACAUGUUCCCGUGUAUAUACCGAGAUAUACUUUCAGUUGGUUGGUUCAACCGAUGUGGCUGGUUAUUAAGUUUCUUCAUCGGGCUGCUGACCUUACACUGGUACCGUCGGCUGCUCUUGCUAAGGAGCUUGAAGCAGCUAGAGUUACAGCAGGUAACAAGAUUCGACUAUGGAAUAAGGGUGUUGAUUCCGAUAGCUUCCACCCGCGAUAUCGAUCUCAUGAGAUGCGAAUGAGGCUUAGCAACGGUGAACCCGAGAAGCCAUUGAUUGUUCAUGUUGGACGACUGGGAGUCGAGAAGAAUUUGGAUUUGUUAAAAAGUGUUAUGGACAAGCUUCCUCAGGCUCGGAUAGCUUUUGUAGGAGACGGACCAUUUAGGGAGAAUUUAGAGAAGAUGUUUGAAGGAAUGCCUGUUGUAUUUACGGGAAUGUUGGAAGGGGAAGAGCUCUCACAGGCAUAUGCAAGUGGCGACGUUUUCGUGAUGCCUUCAGAAUCAGAGACACUAGGGUUUGUCGUUUUGGAGGCAAUGUCAUCUGGACUUCCCGUUGUGGUUGCUCGAGCUGGUGGACUGGUGGAUAUUGUUCCGGAAGAUCAGGAGGGUAAAACUGGUUUUUGUUUCAAUCCGGGUGAUGUUGAAGAUUGUGUGAAAAAAUUGAAGAUUCUUUUGGAAGACGGAAAUCUUAGAGAAAGUGUGGGAAAGGCUGCUCGGUUGGAAAUGGAGAAAUACGAUUGGCGGGCAGCCACUAAGAAGAUAAGGAACGAGCAAUAUAAUGUUGCGAUUUGGUUUUGGCGGAAGAAGAGAGCCCAGAUGUUUAAACCUUUUCAGUGGAUAAUACGAUGGUUUUCUCAGUCACCACAAAUGAACUACAGGCGAAAUUAAAUGAAAAGAUUGUUAACAUAAUGGAAUAUGGGUACAAAUUUAUGUUCAUAUUGUAUAACUUGAAAUUUAUAUAGUUUGUAGAUUUAUC